Molecule: messenger RNA, 2482 nt
Organism: Venturia canescens
Lineage: Eukaryota; Metazoa; Arthropoda; Insecta; Hymenoptera; Ichneumonidae
Exons: 6
Coding region: 1806-2252 (148 amino acids)
Source: RefSeq, a predicted model, not a curated record
UAUCGCUUUUCCUAGUUUUCUUAUCGGUGCCUCAAGUUUCUCGGAUGGCAUUUUAAAAUUAUACUUGUAGCAGAAACUUGCAUUAUUCAUAGCUUAAACUACAGUGUAUCUUCUCGAUAAUUCCAUUUUAGAAUCCGUGCCUAAUCACUUACCCAAUACUAUUGAGACACAAAUUUAGUCUCACCUGCGCCGUAUUUAUUUCCAUUAUUGAUGGCUUGAAUUGUUGACUAAUCGGCAACACUUGCCGUCACUUUUGACACGUGUAAUUCCUCGUAAUUUGAUAAAAAAAAGUGGAAAUCAGGAAUUGUUUUGAAUUUGUAUCGAAAUCGUGGCAAAGUUACGGACGAAAAUCAGGUGAUAAAAAUAGGGUUAAACAAGUUGAUCGUUAAACACUUGUUAAAGUUGUUACCACGUAUGAGUGAGCUCAAGUCUGGACGGGCGGAGCGAAAGCAGAAACUGCGGCUGAAAGUCUUUCGCACUCUCUAAACAGUGUCAUGGAAAUUUACUAAGAGACCGGCGAAGAGAACGACGUAGAUAGAUAGAGAAAGAAGGGAGUAAGGAAGAGCUUUGGGCUAGAGCAUCGUCAGAUCGUAAAUGGUGCGAGCGUAACUGCCCUGGCAAGGCGAACGGAUGCUCGGUAGUAGAUACAAACGCAAGUGAUUAACGCAAGACCUCGCCGCAACUCGUUAAACCCAGGGGUUGUGUGUAUUGCGUUAUAAACGCCCAGGAGCUUGAGGAGCUUACGAAAUACUCUCCGCGCCAUCCUUGUCUACACUGGAGUUCUCGUGGUCUUUACAGAUUACUAAGAACAGUUCCGGUGCUCAAUGUUUCAAGUUUAAUUGAAAAUAUCCGAGAGGAUAUAGAAAUAAGAGAGCAUUAUGGAGCGUUGGGGAGUGGUCAUAAGAACGUUUCUAUAUACAGUCCAGAACGAAUGACGUAGCAUUAGUAGGGAUAUUAUUAUUCCUAGUGUUAUACAUUAGGCCAUAAAGGAACGCGCAGUUACCCAAUGACGUGGCAGAAUCCCUUCGCGAAGCGUUCCUCUGGGAAAUAGGCUUUUCCGCGAUCUCGCUGAAGUCUCGGCGGCAGGUUCCCCCGCGCCACUGCAGUACCCCCGCACCGGACAACGUUUCGGUCAACGCGCUUCUAAAAAAUGGAUAGUGGGAGAAGCUCGGAGCUCAGAAGGUUGUGAGUGGUCGCCGCGUCAGCAUGGAUCUUUGCUCAAAAGGGAGCAGGCGGCAAUGUCUCUUCGGGGAGGAAGCUGGCCGAGUUAAAUCGAGAUCUUCGUGUAUAUUUCUCAGUUAAUACUAUAAACGUCGUAGGCGAAUUUAGAGUAGGUGCUUUGGUAUAUGCGCGCGGCUUGACUGCCGUUGAUACAUGGGCUGUUAAAGCUUGGGUCACCGUUAUCUCGAGGCAAACGACGACGGAGACGACGGCGACGAUGGCCAGAACGAGCGCGCAUAGAACUGUGGAGCAGCCCCCUCUUCUGGGCUUUACGCCUAAAGGCCGAUCUCGCAGCAUUAACGGAGCCUCCCUCGUAAAUAGUCCGCUUUGCAUCCGAAUGUCCUAUUUACCGCUUAAAUAAUAUUUAUGCUAAUGGUCGAAUAAAAAUUCAUUUAGUGCAAAAGAGUGUAGCGAAACGGUGGGUGGAGGUGUGACGUUUCUAACGGAGGAGCUUUUUUAUGGUUCAAGGAAGGGCACGAAGAGAGUCUCGUUCCGCUUGGCCAGGAGAGAUGAAAAUGAAGAGUGAGAGGAAAAGUUAGUUGGACCUGUUUGCAGAGCUCUUGUCUAUUUGGAGGAAAGAAAAAAUGACGAGAAAAGACGCGGGUGAAGAAGUCUCUCGCGGGAUUGCGGAGCUUGGUAAAUGCAGUGAACUUUGCACACCGAGGAGCAAACUACAAUGUCGAAAUUCUUCAUACUCAUUUUCGUGGCAAUCGUUGCUUCGGUAUGUGGUCAGCGGCAAUAUUUUGCACUUUGAAACCAGGAACGAAGUGAAUCUCUCCAAAGAAAAAUGUAUCCAUCAAAUAAAACAAACGUACGAGCACGCAGAAAAGCAUUUGAAAGAAGAUGCGACGAAGGGAGACGAGCUUUCGAGAUUGCAACACGAAGGAUUACAGGCUUUCCAUAAACUGUUAGAACAAGUAGAAAAUGGAGUCAUGGAACCCAACCGCAGCCCUGGCGAGCAUUCAUCCUGUAGCGAAGCGAUUCUAACCGAGUUGUAUCAUUUGGUCCAUUUAUACAUAAGAGGCUUCUAGUAGAAACGUGAAGCGAUUUUCCAACAGACACCCAGAAUGCCAACGUUAUUAUGAGUGCAAUACAAAACCACGAGAAACAAAUCACUAAAAUUAAAAAUGGAAAAAAUUUUAUGAUUUAAAUAAAAACGAAAAAUAUUCGACUUUGUCGUACAGUGUCGAGAAAUAAUAAAUAUGAAAAACUGUAACAAAAGUGUUUUAAUGAAACCGGUAAUUAAAGAUCACAAAAUCCA